GAUGUCGGAUCAUGCGAUCUGGAUGUUACCUCCCAAUUUUCUUCACCGCACAGUAAUAUUCCUCUCUUCUUUGCAUAAUCAAAUAUCAUCUUUUCGAUACCAGCAUUACCACUCCUUUUGGCCCACCAAAGUACAGUGCGUCCAAGACAAUCUCGAGAGUCACAAGCAACAAGUUCAGUAGCUAGCAGGAUCUUUACCACCCCUGCGUGAGAGUUCCGUACUGCUAUUGAUAAGAGCGUUGAACCAUAGUAGUCUUCCUGGCUCGGAUCAACGAUGCUGCUGGUAAGAAUGGUUGUUACUAUCGAGCCAUAGCCAUAUUUAGUCGCAUAGAACAAUGGUGUUCGGCCACAGUUAUCUUUCACAUCGGGCUUUGCCUUCCCUAUACCGAGCAGCAGCUUCACCACCACCUCAUGUCCAUUUUCUGCAGCUAACGAUAGCGGCGUCUGACCGUACUUGGAGUCCUUGCACUCCAGGUCAGCCCCCUUCUCGAGGAGUAGCCUAACUAUUGCUUCAUGUCCGUUCUCUGCAGCCAGCGACAGUGAUGUCUGUCCGAAUCCAGAGUCUUUAGACUCCAGGUCAGCCCCCUUCUCGAGGAGUAGCUCGACGACUGCCUCAUGGCCAUUUUCUGCAGCUAAUGAAAGCGACGUCUGUCCAAAUUUAAAGUCUUUGGAGUCCAAGU
Aspergillus caelatus is the source of this 679-nucleotide messenger RNA. RefSeq lists its product as uncharacterized. The annotation marks the transcript as partial. NCBI's taxonomy places the organism in Eukaryota, Fungi, Ascomycota, Eurotiomycetes, Eurotiales, Aspergillaceae. The transcript has a single exon. The record is from RefSeq and is a predicted model, not a curated record.